Molecule: messenger RNA, 261 nt
Organism: Penicillium concentricum
Lineage: Eukaryota; Fungi; Ascomycota; Eurotiomycetes; Eurotiales; Aspergillaceae
Exons: 1
Coding region: 1-261 (86 amino acids)
Source: RefSeq, a predicted model, not a curated record
AUGUGCCGCUACGCAGACAUGGAUCUUCUCGAGCGAGCAGUUGGCCGUGACGGCCGUGUUCUCGCUUUUGAAGUAUCAUCACUGGCACGGGAAUGGGCCUGCUCCCUCAAUGCUAGCCGAUGUCUCCUGCACGCCUCGCUCAUCGCCCGAUAUCUUGAACGCACGAGUAUCUCCGCCGAGCCUGGAAUUCAUGUCCCUCGUGCAUUAUUCUCUGCAGCACUGGUAUAUAUGUGUGUAGCACAAUAUCGCCCAAUCACGUGA